AUGAAGGCAUUAGUUGUAAUUGCUAAUGGAAGUGAAGAAUUAGAAGCUUUUCUUUCUGAAUGUAAUGAACAAUAUGAUGUUAUUGCUAUUCCAGGUGGGUUACCAGGUGCUGAUAAUUUAGCUGGUUCUCAGUUACUUAUUCAAAAGAUAAAAGAACAACUUGCGGCUAAUAGAUUUGUUGCUGCUAUUUGUGCGUCACCAGCUAUUGUUUUAGAAGGAAAUGGAAUAAUUCAAGGAAGAAAGUGUACUGCCUAUCCAUCAUUUCAACCAAAACUUGCUAACCAAUCAGCAGUUCAUCAACGUGUGGUUGUUGAUAAUCAUUUAAUUACAAGUCAAGCACCAGGCUCAGCCAUUGAAUUUUCUUUAGAAAUUAUUAGACAAUUAAAAGGUGAAGAAGCUAUGAGAGAAGUAGAAAAGCCAUUAGUAUUAAGUUUCAAAUAUUGA
Messenger RNA from Entamoeba dispar SAW760, 444 nucleotides. Its product is annotated as protein DJ-1, putative. The transcript has 3 exons. The record is from RefSeq and is a predicted model, not a curated record. Gene Ontology annotation, molecular function: protein deglycase activity. Gene Ontology annotation, cellular component: cytosol; nucleus. Bases 1 to 444 code for a protein of 147 amino acids. Gene Ontology annotation, biological process: protein deglycation, glyoxal removal; guanine deglycation, glyoxal removal. Lineage: Eukaryota; Evosea; Mastigamoebida; Endamoebidae.